Messenger RNA from Xiphias gladius (swordfish), 6651 nucleotides. RefSeq names its product low density lipoprotein receptor class A domain containing 4b (gene ldlrad4b). Gene Ontology annotation, biological process: negative regulation of transforming growth factor beta receptor signaling pathway. Gene Ontology annotation, cellular component: Golgi membrane; early endosome membrane. The record is from RefSeq and is a predicted model, not a curated record. Gene Ontology annotation, molecular function: R-SMAD binding. Lineage: Eukaryota; Metazoa; Chordata; Actinopteri; Istiophoriformes; Xiphiidae. The coding region runs from base 984 to 1964 and encodes 326 amino acids. The transcript is spliced from 6 exons.
CCUACAGGCGGCUGUCAGCAGCUUGCGCGGUGCAAGCGGGACAGCUGGGCUUUAUUUGGCUUCCCAGGCUGGGAACCGCUGUAGUGCAGUUGGACUUGACGUCUAGCAACACAACAUCACUGACUCUGAGCAGGCAGACACGGCGGUUUAGCACGUAAGCGACCGCAUUUACAGUUGUCGUGCCAAUGUCUGAGUGCCUCAGUACCUCGUGCUGAGCUUGGGACUGCAGCAGCGGGACAAAGGACAUAAGAGGAGAAAGAGAGCACGGGAGGAAAGAAAACACGGAAACAACCCAGAGAAAGAGCAAGGACAAUACAAGGAGUAAGCAUGCUGAUCAGAGCUGAGUUUAAGAGGAAAACCUGACUCUGGAAGAGACAGAAAGACCACAAUAUAGAUAGGUAAUUAUCUUAGUUUAAAGUCUGAAGAAAGGCUGAAACGCUCACCUGCAGCCAGACAAGUUAAGAAGCUGAGAGACCUGCCAAGAUUUCAGGGCACCUGAUAGGAUAGAGAUAAGCUUAAACACAACCACACUGCAACUUCUUAAACUUGCUUCUGUCCUCCGCUAGCUUCCUUCAACCCCAGUCAGCGGCUAAAACCCCACCAAAAGCCUUGCAUCUCUUCCCUUUAUGCUCCUCUUCCUCUUAGCUAUCACUUCAUACCCCAAGUAGCAACACUGUCAAAAGACACAUAAACCAUCAUUCAGUCUACUUAAGCAGACAGAUGUGUACUCAAGAGUGACCAUACAAGCUGUCACUGAGGAGAAGAGAAACAGUCGCCUGUUCCAGAGUUUGACAGGCAGCAGCCUUUUACCGCCAGUCAUGGACUGUUGAUGAAGAAAGAUGGCAGUGAGACUGGCAGGCCCCACCCCUUCCUCUCGGCCACCCUCCCUCCCCCCAGUGGCCGCGGCUCGGACUGGUUAAGGUUGGUCUAUUGGCAUCCAUCGCAGCAUCGGCAGCAGCUGACAGAGUGCGGGAAGGAGCAGUAUGCAGGAAACUGACUUACCAGCCACAAAUGCCUUCAAAGAGUGCAAGUUCCACUGCACCAAUGGGAAUUGUUUGCGUCUGGGCUCACUGAUCUGCAACCAGCUGAAUAACUGUGGAGACAACAGCGAUGAGGAGAACUGCCCCGUGGUCACCCAGCACCCUCCACCAGGCAUCUUCAACUCUGAACUGGAGUUUGUUCAGAUCGUCAUCAUUAUCGUGGUGAUGACAGUGAUGGUGGUGGUGAUCAUCUGCCUGCUCAACCACUACAAGCUCUCCACCUGGUCCUUCAUUACAAGGCAGAGCCAGGCCCGCAGGCACGACCAUGCCCUGCAGCAGGAUGGGUGUCUGUGGCCUUCAGACAGCGGCUCUCGACAAGGUGCCUCGGAGGUAUUAUACGCUCCCCAGGCCAGGGAUCGCUUCAGCGCUCCCUCCUUCAUGCAGCGCGACCGCUUCAGCCGCUUCCAGCCCACCUAUCCCUACCUGCAGCACCAGAUUGACCUGCCGCCCACCAUAUCGCUGUCAGACGGCGAGGAGCCCCCGCCGUAUCAGGGGCCCUGCACCCUGCAGCUCCGCGACCCCGAGCAGCAGAUGGAGCUCAACCGUGAGUCGGUGAGGGCACCGCCCAACCGGACCAUCUACGACAGUGACUUGAUCGACAUGGGAGGAGGCGGGGGUCUGGGAGGAGUUGGGGGAGGAGGGGGAGGCAUGGGAGGAGGCGGUCCAAGGCCGCCGAGCAGUAACUCGGGCAUCAGCGCGGCCAACUCCAGCAACCACGGGCGCAUGGAGGGCCCCCCACCGGCAUACAGCGAGGUGAUGGGCCACUACCCCGGCUCUGCGUUCUUUCUACACCAGCACAGCAAUAACCAGAGGGUGGGGGGAUCGGGGGGGCCGGGGAGCAGGACGAUCCAGCAGCAGAGCCAAUCAGAAAGCACAAUAGUACCUGCCAAGGCCAAGGAAGGUCAGCCGGAGGACCUGGUUUGAAGAAAAGGCCAGCAAGGCAGGCCGACCACCCCAGACUGAAAACUCUCUCUCCACUUCACCCCUGAUCACCUGUAAGCAGUGGUCUCGCUCACUCUCUCUCUGUCUCUCUGAUGUCCUCUUUCCACACUCUCAUGCACAAAUUAAUAUCAACCUUAGCUACAACAAAACAAGGAAAGAAAGGAACCAAGCGUUGAUUUAAUUUCGUUUCUUUCCAACGUUAGGAUCUCAAACAGCUAGCACUGCUGCAGCAGGACGUAUGCACUGCGUGGAGACUUUUUUUCUCUCCAUCAUAUGAGAAAGAAACAUACUGCUAGCACAGAUUGAAACAAUUUGCUUUUUUGUCCCCCCGGGUGACGGCCUUUAUCUGCGGGAACUGAGGAUGAUGUUAUUCUUUUUCUUUUUCUUUUUCUUUUUUUUUUUCUUGUUCUUCUUCUUUUUAUCGGACCGGGAUCUGUGCACAAAGCGAGGACUGAGCUGAGAAUCAAGGACUUACAGAGAACACAACAAAACAAGAGACUCACAAACCCAAAUCUUAGUGCCAAGGUUCAUGAGGAAGCAAAACAAAGGGGGAAAUGACUCAUUGAAAACACAAAAAAGAAAAGUUGCACUAUCUUUUUGCUGUAAAAGAGAAGAGGGAAAUUAUACUAUGUGAUGAUACUGAUGUUUUUGUUUUUUUGUUUUAUUUUUUUGUUUGUUUUUUGUUCUUUUGUUUGUUUGUUUUUUGUUUAUUUUGUCCUUUUCAUGAACGGACUGACUGACCGAACUUUGGCUCCAAAGUUGUUUAAACAGUUGGGAGCAAAAAAAACAAAAACAAAACAAAAAAAAAAAAACCAACAACAAGUAUUAUAAGCUUAUGUCCUUCCUUUUUUGAAAACCACAAGAAAUACUUGUACCCAGCCUAUGACAUCUCUGUCUGCUUACACCACAGGCACAGUGAGACUUAGUAAGAGAAUAACCUUGUACUGCUUCACGUCUGAGUACACUUCAGCCUAGUGGGGAUGAAAUCUGCCUUGUAACCAGCCGUUGGGUGGACAAAACAUUUCUUACUUCCUCUGAUAGUUUGUCACAAGAUUUGGAGAUGGGUUUCCUGCGCCAGAGUACACUCUUAGAAAGAUGAGAGCUGCUUGGCGAGAAACAACAUGCUCCAUACCAACAAUUCUGGGACAUCUGGCCAGCUGGUUGGAUAUCAAGUUAACCAAAAAUAGCAUCAUUCAAUAACAAAAUAAAAAACAUAUCUAAAUGUCCAUCCAGCAGCCUGGUCACGGCAGAUUCUUCUUUUCUCAACCCUGUCUCAACCUCUGAGCACUUGACACUUCCUUUUUCCUGUUUCCUGCGUCAAUAACCCCCCCCCCCUCGUCUCACCACUCAUCUUGACAUGCACAGUGCAUUCUGCCAACAGCCUCACUGAACUCCAACCCCGCCGCCAUAACAACGAAAACACAAAACAACAACAACAAAAAAUAAAAGAAGGCUUGUCUCUCCGUCUUCGUGUCUCAAAAGCCACAAAAAAAACAAAAAAAACCAAGACAUCACAAAGUGAAGAUUCCUGUCUGCAUGCGACAGCACAGCGAUCAGGUUUUAAACGAAAAUUGUUUGUGGUCAAAGUCAAAGGGCUAAGGGAGAGUCCUUUUUGUAAAAGAAAAAACCUUUUUGAAAAUCUAGCCUUUUACUCUGCUCAUCGUUGCCUUCUCCUCUGCUCUUGCGCUUUCUCUGUCUCUUGCGCUUUCUGUCUCUCUCUGCCCCACCCCCACCCCCACCCCACCCUCACCCGACGAUGAACGAUGCACACUGUUCGUCGUCCCUCCUUUCAUCCGUGUGCAGAAAAAGUGCAUGCAAAUGAUGCAGAGUCCGCCAAGCCCUUUAAAGUGGAGACUGGAGUGGAGACCUUGUUUGGCAGUGUGCUAGUGCUGUCAUCUCCUCCCCGUGUGUGUGUGUGUGUGUGUUUGUGUGUGUGUUUGUUGGUCAGACCUUUCAACAACACAGAAAAGCACUUAGUGCUCCUGCAGGAGCAUUGUGUAUGUGUGUGUGUGUGUGUGUGUGUGUGUGUGUGUGUGUGUGUGUGUGUGUGUUAGUAUAUCUGUGUGCAGCCGAGUGAUUUAUUAGUCAGCUUUGCCUGAGUUCAGAGAUUCAAGGACAUAUUACUUAUUGGGCACUGUCCAAAUUAACACAUUAUUAAUGGAGCUUUCAUUGGAAUUCAGUGGAGUGGCUCUUUUAAAAAGCCAGAGAUGCGUGAUGGUUAUUAUCGUGGUGUAGAAGUGACCUCAGUGUAAAAGCUCAAAGAAACUGCACCUCAGUCCACCCACAAGUUCCAUCAAAGCUGCACAAGGAAAAGUCCACCUGGCUUGAUAAUUCUGUUGACUGCGUCCCAAUUUCAUGCAACAGGUUUUGAGUACAUGGUGUGUUCAUACUGAAAACCCUUGUGUUUUUAAUGUGUGGUGUCAUUUUGUCCCUCAGUGCAAUGCUCAAAAGAAUUGGAGGGGCUUCUCACAGCUGCAGAGUAUUAAAACAAAUUGAGGAUGGUUAUGAGACAGCUCAAGGAGGAUCUGGGAAAAUAAAAUAUGAAGUAAUAAAUCCUUGGGAAACAAUUUUGCUUUCUCUUUGAGAAGAAAGAAAGAAGAUUAAAGGAUAAGACUGAUGCUUUUUAUUCUUAAUGUCAACAAAUCCCUUGGAAAGAAAUUGUAUAAAAUUACAACGAUCAGCCACAUCAUUAAAUGCGGUAACUGGUUUUAAUAUUACGGUUGGUUGAUGUACAUAUUAGUUCAUCUCUCAAUACUUCCUGACUCCCCUACUCUGUCUGUGGCUCUCUGCCUCAAGCCCAUUGGUCCUUACAGAAGACGUAAAUUUUUAGAAAGACCUCACAGAUACAUGAUUUGUCAAAAAAUGGUUAACUCAUGGUCCAUGGACUUUUUUUCUAAAGCUGGUCCGUCAUGUUGGACAUAAGAGAUUCACAUCCAAUGCCAAAGACCAUCUUUGAAAAGAGAAAGGGGUUACAGUCUGUCCCCCAUACAUACGGCCAGGCUAGAGUCCCAUACUAUGGUCAUGUCAUAACAACUGAGCUAAAUUGCUGGACAACUGAGCAAACUCAAUCUGUGGAGGAAGACCUGUGAUAGGUGGUGGAAAGCUCCAGGAAAAGGGAGUUCCUGCCUCCAAUGUCAAGAACCGAUUUUCAAGCUCACCAAAACCGAGUUUCCUUUUUUUUUUUUUUUAAAAGGCCCAGUAAUUUUUCUAAACCAGCUGGACAAUGGUUUUAAGCAAAUGUUUCUCAAAUAAGAAGAAAUAGUGCGUAUUUUCGGCACUGUUUUCAGUGGCGGUUUGAUACACAUUUGGUGUUCCGCUUAGUAUCUGGGCUAAUUGGAGUACAAGUCAAAAGAGAGUGCAGUGUGUGUUCGUGCUAAUGAAGGAACAUGUUACCUAUUUCAAUUGUGUGCCUCACUGAUGUGUUUUCAUUCGUUUUUGGACAACAAGGGAGCUGUCUGGCACAGAGGAAUAAAAUACACGCACAAUACUUGCUGGUAGGAACAACACAUAGUCAGUUUGGUCUUCUCAUGGAAUUAACUGACAAUUACAAAAAUUUAGAAUGUCACCAGACUUAUCCUUUAAUCAGUUCAUUAAGACGUAAGAAAGAAAAAGUAAGAAAAGUACAUUGAUUUGUUGUAUAUGUACUAACUGAAAAACCAGUAAACGUUGACAAUUGGUAUAUAGUAGAUACCUUCAUACUAUUAUUACAUAGUAUGGAAUUGGAACACGGCAAUCAUUUACACUCAAAUGAAAUUAUUGGACACAUGAUGUGUAAGGAAUUUAGAGUGUAAAGUCGCUUAAUGCAGCAGAUCUGAGUUCCAGCUGAAACGUCAAACCGGGAACCUGGAAACGUUCCUGUCAGUAGUGAGGAAAGAACUAGCAUCCCCGUCUUGUGCACUUCCGGAGCACAUCUGGUUUUACGCUCUGCAGAUGUCAUGAUGAUGGGAGAAAAAAAGCAUUUGCUCGGUUUGAACGAGAGCCCUGUGAUUCUGCUACCAUCAGUGUGUUUGAAUGUUUGCAUGUGUGUUUUCUGGUUAGUCUGUCCAUCUGGCUCUACAGUUGUCUGUAUGUGUGUGUCACUACAUCACUGCUGCUAUUGCUGUUGCUGCUACUGCUACUAUUGUUGCUACUGCUGCUUCUCAUGUCCCUCCCCCAGUCCCUCUGUCCUUCUGUCCGUCCUUUCCCCUCAAAUCAUCCAUGACUAGAAGGAGAGAAAUGUGACCCUCUGCAGUCAAGAGCACAAGUAUUGAGACAAAACGUGGUCUUGUUUCCUGUAAGACCCAUACUGAAACAUUUUCCUUUUGUUACACAGAAAAGUCUGGGUGAAGAGAUUGUCCCAACACUUUGGCCUUUGACUGUACGGACCUGCUUAAAACCUGGGUUUCUUUCCUCUUUUUCUUCCUUCUUUCUGUUGUUUCUUCAGCUUGUUCUGUCUGCGCAGUCAUAGCUUGUAAAUAGAGGCUAUAAAGAUGGAUUUUAUGUUUUCUACAAGGAGGUUUGCAUGUUACUAUUAUGUGAGUAAAUAAGGUGCCUAAUGUUCAUGUUUGAGCAGACCACACCUUGGUUAAACUGCUACUCGGAAUCCUUACAGGUGCUUUAUCUCGGAGUGACCACCUGUCUGGCAGAAUGGAACAAAAAUACGAGGAAGGGUUGGUUAGGAUUGGUUAAA